AUGCUGGACGGCCUGAAGAUGGAGGAGAACUUCCAAAGCGCCAUCGAAACGUCGGCCUCUUUCUCCUCGCUGCUGGGCAGAGCGGUGAGCCCGAAGUCUGUCUGCGAGGGCUGUCAACGGGUCAUCUCGGAUAGGUUUCUGCUGAGGCUCAACGACAGCUUCUGGCAUGAGCAGUGCGUGCAGUGUGCCUCCUGCAAAGAGCCACUGGAGACCACCUGCUUCUACCGGGACAAGAAGCUCUACUGCAAGUAUGAUUAUGAGAAGCUGUUUGCUGUCAAAUGCGGGGGCUGCUUUGAGGCCAUCGCACCCAACGAGUUUGUUAUGCGGGCCCAGAAGAGCGUGUACCACCUGAGCUGCUUCUGCUGCUGUGUCUGUGAGCGGCAGCUCCAGAAGGGUGAUGAGUUUGUGCUGAAGGAGGGGCAGCUGCUCUGCAAAGGGGACUAUGAGAAGGAGCGGGAGCUGCUCAGCCUGGUGAGCCCAGCAGCGUCAGACUCAGGGAAAAGUGAUGAUGAGGAAAGUCUUUGCAAGUCAGCCCACGGGGCAGGGAAAGGAGCCUCUGAGGACAGCAAGGACCAUAAGCGCCCCAAACGUCCCAGAACCAUCUUGACAACCCAACAGAGGAGAGCAUUCAAGGCCUCGUUUGAAGUAUCCUCCAAGCCAUGCAGGAAGGUGAGGGAGACCCUGGCUGCAGAGACAGGGCUGAGCGUCCGUGUGGUUCAGGUGUGGUUCCAGAACCAGAGAGCUAAGAUGAAGAAGCUGGCCCGGCGGCAGCAGCAGCAGCAGCAAGAUCAGCAGAACACCCAGCGGCUGAGUACCGCUCAGACAAACGGUGGCGGGAGCGCUGGCAUGGAAGGGAUCAUGAACCCCUACACGGCUCUGCCCACCCCACAGCAGCUCCUGGCCAUCGAGCAGAGUGUCUACAGCUCAGAUCCCUUCCGACAGGGGCUCACCCCACCCCAGAUGCCUGGAGACCACAUGCACCCCUAUGGUGCUGAGCCCCUCUUCCACGAGCUGGAUAGUGAGGACACCUCUCUCAGUAACCUGGGUGACUGUUUCCUAGCAACCUCAGAAGCCGGGCCCCUGCAGGCCAGAGUGGGAAACCCCAUUGAUCAUCUGUACUCCAUGCAGAAUUCUUACUUCACCUCUUGA
Messenger RNA from Budorcas taxicolor (takin), 1149 nucleotides. RefSeq names its product LIM homeobox transcription factor 1 alpha (gene LMX1A). Bases 1 to 1149 code for a protein of 382 amino acids. Gene Ontology annotation, molecular function: DNA-binding transcription factor activity, RNA polymerase II-specific; RNA polymerase II transcription regulatory region sequence-specific DNA binding. Gene Ontology annotation, cellular component: nucleus. Gene Ontology annotation, biological process: neuron differentiation; regulation of transcription by RNA polymerase II. The record is from RefSeq and is a predicted model, not a curated record. NCBI's taxonomy places the organism in Eukaryota, Metazoa, Chordata, Mammalia, Artiodactyla, Bovidae. The transcript is spliced from 8 exons.